Molecule: messenger RNA, 1083 nt
Organism: Microstroma glucosiphilum
Lineage: Eukaryota; Fungi; Basidiomycota; Exobasidiomycetes; Microstromatales; Microstromataceae
Product: ribosomal protein L2
Exons: 3
Biological process (GO): cytoplasmic translation
Cellular component (GO): large ribosomal subunit; ribosome
Molecular function (GO): transferase activity; RNA binding; structural constituent of ribosome
Source: RefSeq, a predicted model, not a curated record
UCAUCAAAGGCGGUACCAACUCGAAAGCAACGUCGUACAGCAGAGAAGGCUGCUCGGGCUGUGCAGAAGAAGAAGGAGUACAACAACACCAGAGCGGCCAAGUUAGGCCUCUCGCAAGCGAAGGUGUCUCCUUACGUUCGGAUCGAUCGUCAAUUCAAAACCUUCAAGCCCAUCACUCCCUCUUUGCGAUGGGUGAGAUAUAAUAUCAACGAUCAUCUCUACGGUGGCAGGCCCGAGAAGUCUCUCACUGUGGCCAAGAGGAGUACGGGAGGAAGAAAUCACCACGGCAGGGUGACAGUGCGCGGCCGUGGAGGAGGUCAUCGCAGACGUCUGAGAAUGGUGGAUUUCUGGAGGUGGGAAGCUGGUCCGCAAGAAGUGAUCCGCAUUGAGUAUGAUCCUGGAAGAUCAGCCCAUAUUGCCCUCAUCAAGCACAAGGAGACCGAUAGAUUGAGCUACAUUCUUGCACCCGAUGGCCUGCGCGCUGGAGACACAGUCGAGAGUUACCGGACGAUGAAGGAGGUGGUGGGAUCCAGUGGCGAAGGGGGCGCAGCCUCCGCCCUUGACCUGGGAAUCUUCAGGACAAAGGCCAUUCGACCUGGGAACGUGCUGCCUCUGCAUCUCAUUCCCAUCGGAACCACCAUUCACGCUAUCUCUCUCAACCCCGUCGGACCCGCAAAGGUUGUUCGAUCGGCCGGAGCCUCGGGCCAGCUUAUCGCAUUCGUCAACCGUUCGAAGGCCACUACCACUCAUGCUCAGGUCAAACUGCAGUCCGGUGAGGUCCGAAUGGUCACAGUCGACUGUGUGGCGGCAAUCGGCCGAGUGAGCAACAUCGAUCACGAGCACGUCAGGCUGGGUAAGGCGGGUAGGAGCCGCUGGCUGGGCAGAAGGCCCAAGGUCAGGGGUGUGGCGAUGAAUGCCGUCGACCACCCUCACGGAGGAGGCAGAGGUAAAUCGAAGUCCAACAUGCAUCCCCGAUCCAUCUACGGUCACUUGGAAGGCAAGCGGACUCGCAAACCUGGUACAAAGAAUGGAAACCAAUUCGUCGUCAGGGAGAGGCCACGACAGAAUGGAAAGCGCGCUGGA